This is a messenger RNA of Phytophthora sojae, 2056 nucleotides long. RefSeq lists its product as hypothetical. The transcript has a single exon. Gene Ontology annotation, molecular function: ATP hydrolysis activity; ATP binding. The record is from RefSeq and is a predicted model, not a curated record. Bases 1 to 1911 code for a protein of 636 amino acids. Lineage: Eukaryota; Oomycota; Peronosporomycetes; Peronosporales; Peronosporaceae.
AUGAAGGCCGACAACCUGAAGCCCCUGUCUAAGGAGAUCCGCGACCGCUGCUUCAAGGAGAACAAGUCGAUCUUCAUUGAGGACGUGGACUGCGAUGAGGGCAUCCCCGACCUGUGCAACUGCGAGUUCUCGCUUGCUUACGGUGGUAUGAUUCUGCUGAACAACGCCCGCCUUCGCCUCAAGCGCGGCCACCGUUACGGUCUGUGCGGCCCCAACGGUUGUGGUAAGUCGACGCUCAUGCGCGCCAUUGCCAACGGCCAGCUCGAGGGCUUCCCCAGCAGGGACGAGCUCAAGACUGUGUUCGUCGAGCACAACCUGCAGGCUUCGGAGGCCGAGCUGUCCGUGGUCGACUUCAUCCUGAUCGAUGACGACCUGAAGAACACCCCCCGCAAGGAGGUUGAGGACGCUCUUGCCGAUGUCGGCUUUACCGCCGAGAUGCAGGCCCAGGCCGUCGGCUCCCUGUCCGGUGGUUGGAAGAUGAAACUCGAGCUGUCGCGUGCCAUGCUGCUGAAGGCCGACAUUCUGCUGCUUGAUGAGCCCACGAACCACUUGGAUGUCAAGAACGUCGCUUGGCUCGAGAACUACCUGACGAGCGUGCCCAACGUCACCUCCAUCAUGGUGUCCCACGACUCCGGCUUCCUCGACAACGUGUGUACUAACAUCAUCCACUACGAGACCCGUAAGCUGAAGAUCUACAAGGGCAACCUGUCCAAGUUCGUGGAGCAGAAGCCCGAGGCCAAGGCCUACUACGAGCUCGAGUCGGAGAACGUCAAGUUCAUCUUCCCGGAGCCUGGUUUCCUUGCCGACAUCAAGAACAAGGGUAAGCCCAUCAUUCGUCUGACCAACUGCUCGUACAAGUACCCUGGUGCCUCGAAGCCGUCGAUCAACAACAUCUCGGUGACGUGCGCUCUGUCGAGCCGUAUCGCCGUGCUGGGACCCAACGGUGCCGGUAAGUCGACGCUGAUCAAGAUGCUGACGGGUGAGGUGGAGCCGACCAGCGGCCAGGUGUGGAAGCACCCUGCCAUGCGUUUCGCCUACGUGGCCCAGCACGCAUUCCACCACAUUGAGUCGCACCUCGACGAGACGGCCAACCAGUACAUCCAGUGGCGUUUCCAGUCCGGUGAGGACAAGGAGCUUCUGGCCAAGGAGACCCGUAAGCUGACCCCGGAGGAGAAGCUGCACUACAAGAAGCCGGUGAACUGGGAGGGCGAGAAGCGCGUCCUGGAGGAGAUUGUCUCCCGCCGCAAAUUCAAGAAGAGCUUCGAGUACGAGCUUAAGUGGGAGAAGUGCCCCGUCGACGAGAACGCCUGGGUGCCGCGUGAGAAGUGUGAGAAGUGGGGCUGGGACAAGCUCCUCCAGAUCGCCGAUGACCGCGAAGCUGCCCGCGCCAACCUGCAGGCUCGCCCGCCUACGGCCAUUGCCGUGCAGAAGCACCUGGACAACUUCGGCCUGAACGCCGAGUUCGGUACCCACUCGCGCAUGCGUGGUCUGUCCGGCGGUCAGAAGGUGAAGGUCGUGCUGGCUGCUGCUAUGUGGCUGAACCCGCACAUCCUGGUGCUUGACGAGCCGACGAACUACCUUGAUCGCGACUCGCUUGGCGCCCUUGCUUCGGCCAUCAAGGAGUUCAACGGUGGUGUGCUCAUGAUUACCCACCACCACGAGUUCUCGUCGGCCCUGACCCAGGAGACGUGGAACGUUGAGGCCGGUUUCCUCUCGAUUGAGGGCCAGCAGGCGGAGGACAAGACCAAGAUCGAGCAGAAGGACGAGGAGGAGACCGUCGACGCCUUCGGCAACGUCACCAAGACCAAGAUCAAGCGCAAGCUCACCCGCAAGGAGAAGAAGGCCAAGGAAAAAGCCCGCAAGGAGGCCGAGGCCCGCGGUGAGUACUACAGCGACUCCGACGAGGAAUAAGUGGCUUCGACUUCGCGCCCACGAUCCAUCUCUUUCGAUUGAUACCUUAAUUUGCAACAUUAGAUAGAUGUGGUAUGUAGAGUGACUUGGGAGGCGAGUAGACCGCGGAUUCCAAACUGCAUAGAAAGAAGCCAUUUUGCAGACC